GUGCAGACUGCCGCAGUCGAGGUGGUGACUUGUUGAUUGUAGGGAGCUGGUGGACAUGUAUGAGAUCAUACCGUACAUCAAGCUGAAGAAGAACUACUGGAUCGGAGCGUACAACCACGACUGGAACUUCGACUCAGGUAGUGAUGUGUUUCGGCGCCUCAGCAACUACGUGCCUCAGGAGACGUCUUGUGGCCACCUCUACAACGAAGGCAACACGUGGCGGUGGGCGGACACCGGCUGUGACUCCCGGAAGCCCUUUUACUGCCAGUUCGACAGCGUCAAGUACGCCAACGUUCCUUCCUCCGACAACGACUACAUCUGCCCUUGGGAUAUCGACCUCCCUACCCCCGUCAUUCCCGACAGAUCCGCCCGUCACCAACAGCGUCAUCUACAACAACGUCUCCACCACGUCCCCGCAGCCAGUCGCCAUCAUCGGUGACGGUGGAUCCUCGUUCCCCCUGGCUGCUGUGAUCGCUGCUUGUGUAGCCGCAGUCCUUAUGCUGCUCUGUGCCCUGCUCUCAGUCUUCUUCAUCAGACGCAGACAAUGGGUUGCCAAAAAAUUCAGCCGAAAAUCUGACCGUGUUUUUGGUGGUCAUCGUUUACCACGACGUUUCUACCAUCGGUGGAGUAACAACUACAACUACUACCCCGACCACCUCUCCGACGGCGGAUGGGAGUCCAUUUCAACUCACCACACCGGGGUCUUGAGUGACAUGAGCGUCGUCUCCGCACCCUCCCCGGGAGGCUAUGUGCGGGAAGGAUACGAGAACCGGGGACUCUCUAGAGCAUACACCCUCGCCUCCCCAGCCGACCUGGAUGCCCUUUACGCUAAUGUGAACCACAAAGGGGGGAUAAUCCGCCGCUCUACCACCAAGGGAAGCAGUCAUAACUUCACAACAGUUGGCCACGCUUUGGGAAGUGGAAUGGCGGGGACUUCCGGUUUAGGCGGAAGUGGUUCGAAUAUUGGUUUGCAGCAUGAUCUGAACAAAUCACUGACCUCUAUUCACCACACAGGGUUGUCAGCAUCCAAGGAAUAUAUGACAUUGGCGGCACAUAUGAAUAUUUUGGAGGAUGUAGGAUCCACAAGAUCGGCAACCCGCACCCGCCCUGAAGUUGCCUUGGUAACCAAUGAUGUUGAUCUCAAUUUCACAGUUAAUCGUGCUGUUACCAAGAACAGAACUGGCAGUGAGCAUUCGAGCGAACGCACCAUAGAAGAGAUUGAGUUACCUGUGGGGACAACUGUCGAGAUCCCAACACAUUCUGACACGGUACAUUUUUGAGUAUGUUGAGAAACGGUAAAAUACCAUGGAAUAGAAAGGACGUUAAGGUGAAGGUGACAAGAAUAUAACAAUUUAUCUGCCAAAACUAUGAAUAAUUUCGUAUGAUAACAAUCCAUAAUUGUAAUUGUUUCUUUUAUCUAAUUAUUUAAAAAUAUAUGUUAGUUGGUGCAUGCGCGCACCUAUACGGAAAAAGGAAAUGUAUCAUGCUCAAAGCAGAGCAUAGCUUUGUGAUCGUGCACAACACAAGCAUAUUCACAUCCCCAUCGACACGCUCAUACACGAAAUACACGUCCCAUAUGGGCAUGACGAGCCCAAACUUCAUUCAGGACUCUAAAAUUGUUAUUGCUUAGGCAAGCUAUUUACCAACCAAAAUCCCAUGUUAACUUCUAUAACUGUAUAAUUAAAAAAAAUAAAUCCUUUUCGCUUCAAUAACAUCGAAUGUACCAUUCCGACUUUAUAUGCUCCACAGCAAGACAAAUUGGAGCGAAAUCUUAUGCAUAAUCAAUUUAGACUCGAAUUCCAUUUGUAACAAGCUUAAGAAAAUGAUAGUAAGCCUAUGAUUCGGCGUUACUAGUAUUAGUGUCUAACAAAACAAUCUUCAGAAAGUUUACAAAAAAUGAAAUAAUAUCUUAUUUUAUGAAAGUGCAUUUCUUUUAAGGAGAAAUAAGAAUAAAGCAGAAUUGUUUUCCUAAUCCACAUAAUGACUGUUUAUUACCUAUGAUACUUUAUACUUUAUGACAACAAUCUGUGAUUCUGUUUUACCCAGCUAUGCCUCCAUUGCCAUAUAGAAGUAGAUCAUAUACCAAAUCGUCUACCGAUAAAUAUAAAGAUUUAAAGAUUUAACUCUUUUAAUGUAUGUCAUACCUUAUAACCAAACAUAUACCAAGGUUAUUAUAAUCUUUAUCCUGCACAAUAUACAAGGUUAACCUGUAAAUAAUGGGUGUAAUUACAUGGAAUUUGUAUGUAUUACCGCCGUACAUCACGAAGCAUUAAUUUACAUUGUCCUGGGCCCCGUUCCUCAAAGCGAUCGUAGCGCUACGACAGCCGUAACUCCCAUACUUUAGCAUAGACUUACGACUGUCGUAGCGCUACGAUCGCUUUGAGGAACGGGGCCCAGAUCCAGAAAGCGUUCGUAACGUUACGACCUGUCGUAACUCUAUAAUUUAACAUAGACUUACGAAUGUCGUAGCGCUAGGUAGGCUUUACGGAUCGGGACCCUGGUCUAAUAUGUUAUGUUGCUCAGGCCUUUGAUGUGUUGAUCAACACCGUGUGUAUUAAAUCUCGUCAUUUUCAGAUCCAGCUAUGAUGUUGCCUUUAGUUUUAGAAUGUUCUUGAUAAUUGUUGUCAUUGUAUUUAGAUAGGUAACACGUAUUUUGUUUUGCUAUUGUAAAUGCUCUGUAGAGAUGUAUAUUUUCAAAUAAAUACCAGGUUCUGAAA
Molecule: messenger RNA, 2717 nt
Organism: Haliotis rubra (blacklip abalone)
Lineage: Eukaryota; Metazoa; Mollusca; Gastropoda; Lepetellida; Haliotidae
Exons: 5
Coding region: 144-1280 (378 amino acids)
Source: RefSeq, a predicted model, not a curated record